Tinamus guttatus (white-throated tinamou) is the source of this 3172-nucleotide messenger RNA. The record is from RefSeq and is a predicted model, not a curated record. NCBI's taxonomy places the organism in Eukaryota, Metazoa, Chordata, Aves, Tinamiformes, Tinamidae.
AUGGAUGGUAUCAUGCUUGAGUUCUACAAGAUACUUCAAUCACUCAGUGGUACUUUGGCUUCUGAGUACAGUGUGCGCCUCAAAUACAGAGGACAUGGGCUUCUGUCUCCUGAAGGAAGGACCUGCCUGGAAGACUUGUCUGCGGGUUGGUCUCCUGGCCUGGAAGGGAGUACAGAGACCAGCAAGGUGGUUGGUUCCAAUGCCUUAGGUCUCCUGAGGUGGGCGUUUGAGGUGAUAGAAGACAACACGGGCGUCCGGAGGGUGGUGGUUACUCCGCAGUCUCCGGAGUGUUACCCUCCCAGUUACCCUUCGGCCAUCUCUCCGACCCACCACUUACCUCCGUACCUGGCGCAUCAUCCCCAUUUUAUUCACAACUCUCAUACGGCUUUUUAUCCUCCCGUCACUGGGCCUGGGGACAUGCCACCACAGUUCUUCCCACAGCACCAUCUUCCCCCUACAAUAUACGGAGAACAAGAAAUCAUACCACUAUAUGGAAUGUCCAGCUACAUCACCCGGGAAGACCAGUACGGCAAGCCACAGCACAAAAAGCUCAAAGACCGGCAGAUUGAUCGCCAAAACCGGCUGAAUAGCCCUCCUUCAUCCAUCUACAAAAGCCAUAUAGGCAGCUGCACGACUGUAUAUAACGGUUAUGCAAAGAGAAGGCACGGAGCAAGCAGUGGAGGAGGAGGAGGAGGCGGCGGCGGCGGGGGGGCACCAGCAGUAAAGAAACCAGAACGCAGAGCGAGAAGCAGCCCAAAGUCAAGUGAACAAGACCCACAUGAAUAUGAUUCAGAAACAAAAAGGGUUCAAGACAUUCUUUCUGGAAUGGAGAAGCCACAGGUCACAAAUAUUCAAGCAAGAACAGCUUUACUUACGUGGUCACCUCCCACCGGCCUUUUAAAUGCAGAUAGACACAGCAACGGUUUGCCUUACACCUGUACUUACGAGGUUGCCUUAUCAGAUAAAGGAAGAGAUGGAAAAUACAAGAUAAUUUACAGUGGAGAAGAACUAGAAUAUAACCUGAAAGACCUUAGGCCAGCAACAGAUUAUCAUGUCAGGGUACACGUCAUCUACAACUCGGUCAAGGGCUCGUGCUCGGAGCCGGCGAGCUUCUCCACGCCGAGCUGCACCCCGGAGCCUCCCUUCCCACCCAAGCCCUCGCACCGGACCAAGAGCUCCCUCACCUUGCAGUGGAAGGCACCCAUUGAUAAUGGUUCAAAAAUCACCAGCUACCUUCUAGAAUGGGAUGAGGGAAAAAGAAACAGUGGUUUCAGAGAAUGUUACUUCGGAAGCCAGAAGCACUGCAAGUUGACCAAGCUUUGCCCAGCUUUGGGAUACACCUUCCGAUUAGCAGCUCAGAAUGACAUUGGUACUAGUGGGUACAGCCAGGAAGUGGUCUGUUACACUGCAGGUAAUAUUCCCCAGACACCGUCUGCGCCAAGGCUUGUUCGAGCUGGUGUCACAUGGAUCACGUUGCAGUGGAAUAAAGUAGAAGGAUGUACGCCAGAGGAAGUGAUUUCUUACACCCUGGAAAUUCAGGAAGAAGAUAAUGAUACUGUGUUUCACCCAAAGUACACUGGAGAGGAGCAAACCUGUACUGUGAAGAAUCUCAGAAGAAGCACACAGUAUAAAUUUAGGUUGUUUGCUUCUAAUGUGGAAGGAAAGAGUUCUCCAAGUGAAAUUUUGGUCUGUACCACAAGCCCAGACAGACCAGGACCUCCAACCAGGCCCAUAAUUAAAGGGCCGAUAACAUCCCAUGGCUUUAGUGUCAAAUGGGAUCCCCCGCAGGAUAAUGGUGGUUCAGAAAUUCUAAAAUACCUAUUAGAGAUUUCCCAAGGAAAUUCAGAAGCCAAUCAGUGGGAAGUGGCAUAUAGUGGAUCAGCUACAGAAUAUACCUGUACUCACUUGAAACCAGGCACUUUGUAUAAACUCCGGGCAUGCUGCAUCAGCACAGGUGGACACAGCCAGUGUUCUGAGAGUUUACCUGUCCGUACGCUCAGUGUUGCACCAGGUCCCUGCCGGCCACCAAGGGUUUUAGGGAAGCCGAAGCACAAAGAAGUUCAGCUGCAAUGGGAUGCCCCUUCAUCAGAAAGUGGCUGUCCCGUCUCCGAGUACAGUGUAGAAAUGACAGAACCUGAAGAAGUCGUUUCUGAAGUGUAUCAAGGUGCUGAGCUGGAGUGCACAGUCAGCAACCUCCUUCCUGGCACGACGUACCGGUUCCGCGUGAGGGCUCUGAACGACGGCGGGUACGGGCCGUACUCGGAAGCCACAGAGGUCACCACGGCAGCGGGACCACCCAGCCAGUGCCGAGCACCUUCCCUCUCCUUUCUGUCUGACACAGGCGUCCUCAUAAGCUGGGAGAGUCCUGAAUGUUCCGGUGCUGACAUUUCUGAAUACAGAUUAGAGUGGGGAGAAGAUGAGGACUCUCUAGAACUUGUAUAUAACGGCACAGAGACUUGUUUUGAAAUAAGUGAGUUGUCAGCGGCAGCACAUUACUGCUGUAGGCUCCAGGCUGUUAACCAGGCAGGAGCUGGACCCUACAGCGAUGUAGUCACCUGCAGACUCCCCGCGUCCGUGCCUGAUGCAGUCUCCAUCCUCUCCGUGCUGGAGGACGAGCCCGUGGAUGCCUCCCAGAUGUCCCCCUCCGUGUGCCUUGUUCUGAGCUGGGAGGAGCCCUGCAACAACGGGGCCGAAAUCACCGCCUACAACAUUGACCUUGGCGACAGCAGCAUUCCCGUGGGAAACGUCACCACUUACGUUAUCCAAGAUUUGCUGCCAGAAACCUCGUACCGGAUCAGGAUCCAAGCUGUCAAUGAAAUUGGACCUGGACCAUUUAGCAACUUUAUUAAAGCAAAAACUAGGCCAUUACCACCCUUACCUCCUCGGUUAGAGUGUGCAGCAGCGGGUCCUCAGAGCCUGAAGCUGAAAUGGGGAGACAGCAGUUCCAAACUUCACGCUGCCGAUGACAUGGUGUAUAUCUUGCAGAUAGAAGACAGAAAUAAAAGGUUUAUUCCAAUUUACAGGGGCCCGAGUCAUACGUACAAGAUACAAAGGCUGACAGAAUCCACUUGUUACUCGUUUCGAAUACAGGCCGUCAGUGAUGCUGGGGAAGGGCCUUUCUCAGAAGUUUGCACCUUCUGCACUACUAAGUCAGUCCCACCUGCAAUCAAAG